Molecule: messenger RNA, 2952 nt
Organism: Pteropus alecto (black flying fox)
Lineage: Eukaryota; Metazoa; Chordata; Mammalia; Chiroptera; Pteropodidae
Gene: ZNF839
Product: zinc finger protein 839
Source: RefSeq, a predicted model, not a curated record
AUGUCCGGAGACAUUUUUGAUUGUCACUACAUGGGAGGUGCUAUUGGCAUCUUGUGGAUAGAGACAGGGAUGCUGCUCAACGUCCUGCAGUGUCACUGCUCAGUAACUCUCUGGAACAUGGUGGACGGCAGCUUCUCCUUUGGGGGCUGCUUGCUGUUACAGACAUGCUUCUUUUCUCUUUCUCUGUUUCAGCAACUGGAAGCCAUUUGCGUCAAGGUGACAUCUGGAGAAACGAAAGGCCAGGAACAGCCGGUGCCCCCGCCAGCCGCCAUCCAGCCCACGGCGGGCAGGCCGAGCCAGCCACCCGGGAGGCCCCCCAGCGUGCUGGGGCUCAGCGUCGCCAGCCCUCAGCUGCUCAGGGCUCAGCCCGUCCUGGGCACCGGGACACAGCUGUGCUUCCUGAGUAACUCACCGUCGCCUCCUGUUCAAGUGUUUGUGCAGAGGCCAUUGCCUGCCCUCCGACCAGUCUCCGCAAAGACAGUCGCGGCCCCCCAGGCUCUGAAUGGACAAGGUGCCACCUUGGCCCUGUUGUCAGCCUCUGACCCCCCGGCAAUAACCUCUGUUUCAUCCAGUUCAGCAAAUUUAUUUAUUUCCAACCUGCAUACAAAACACAGUGAGAAACUGAAAAAGUCUUUAAAAGUGAAAACACGUUCUGGGCGGAUCUCUCGACCUCCCAAGUAUAAAGCUAAAGAUUAUAAAUUCAUAAAAACGGAGGAUUUGGCCGACGGUCACCUGUCAGAUUCUGACGAUUAUUCGGAGCUGAGCGUGGAGGAGGAUGAGGAGCAGAGGGAGAAGCAGGCGCUCUUCGACCUGCCGAGCUGCUCCUUAAGGCCCAAAACCUUUAAGUGUCACACGUGUGAGAAGUCAUACAUAGGAAAGGGGGGACUGGCCCGGCAUUUUAAACUUAACCCAGGCCACGGCCGACCGGAACCGGAACCGGAGACGGUGCUGCCUGAGAAAGCCAACGGGAGCAUGGCCCGGGGCUGCGUGGAGGGCAGGACCGUCAGCCUGACUUCCCCGGGGCUGUCCACACCCGCUCUUAAUGGCCAGCCCAUGGAGGAGGCGUUGGUGUCUGAGCCAGCAGAUGGAAGCUACUCAGCCCUCCCGGGAUCAGAGGGACACCCAGGACCUGGAAGUGGCCGCCCCACGGCCCCUGCGGAGCCCAGUGCCGCGGUCCUGGAGGAGAGCAGGGUGGCCCAACCGCACGCGGGCCCCGGGGCAGCAGGUGCACGGAGCACGGCGAGGAGCAGGGCCAGGCGCAGGCUCGCGGAGGUGUCGCUGACUCCUGCCCCCGAAACCCGUUUCUGUGGCACGGUGCGUGCAGUUCACUCUGAGGUUUCUGAAUCUGAAAGUGAACUACCCAGAUCCACUAAACGGUUCGCCGGAAAUGGAACUGGAUGGAUGAAGCACAUGUUUCUGCACCAGUGUGACCGGGAGGAUCUCGUGGAGUUGGCUCUGCCUCAGCUGGCCCAGGCUGUGACUGUGCAUGAGUUUCUUCUGAUGAAGGUUGAAAAAGCUCAUCUAGCAAAGCCUUUUUUCCCAGCCGUGUACAAGGAAUUUGAAGAGCUGCAUAAAAUGGUUAAGAAAAUGUGUCACGAUUACCUCUGUAGCUCCGGCCCAUGGUCUCAGGAGCCCCUGGAAAUAAACGACAAUGAGGUCGCCGAGUCCUUAGGAAUCACCGAAUUCCUGAGGAGAAAAGCAGCACACCCAGGUCGCAGCCCCCGCGCGCGCACCAGCCAAGAGGCGGCCGGAGAGGCCACUGGCGGUCAGAAGAGGGACAGCGAGGCCGCAGAGGAGGGGCUGGCCUCAGUGAAAAGGACCCGGGGGGCUGCUCUGCGCCAGGACACCGCCGAGUCCCCUGCCGACGGCAGAGGCCCGCGGAAAGUGCGGCGAACAGGCCGUGCCGCAGCUCACGAGCGAUCACGUAUUUUCACACACUGUUUAGGUUGUGCCCCUCGAGUGAAUGGGGACACCUCCCGCCGUCCUGAAGAAGGCCACGCGGUGCCCGCCCCGGACAGCAACACAAGCACACCACAGGCGGGCCAGCGGCUCACGGCGUUUGCCGACUCGGCAGCCGGGAGCGGGUCUGCGCAUCCCCCACUGUCCUGUCCAGGUGUCGGCGGGCCAGGCCUUCACACCCAGCCCGGGACGAUGACCCAGGAGCAGGCGGUAGCGUUCCCCACGGAGGAAGCUCAGGGAUGCUCUUCAGACCUGAGUGCUGGGGACAGCCUGGGGAGCUGGGCCCUCUGCAGCAGCUCGGCUUCCGCGGGAGGAGCGGCAGCCUCGCUGCCUGCAGGGUCUGGAAGGGCCGAAGCUGGGGAGUCCCGCGAGAUGCCUGACCGCCACCUGGGCGGCCAGCCGGCCAGCCCCAGCAAGGCCCUGCGAGCAGAGGUCACAGCCCCUCCACUGGACAGAGCCUCAUCCAUGGACUGUGCCUACACCACCGUGCCCAAGCUGGGGCCUCGGCCCGGCCAGGCUGGAUCGCCGUCUGCUGACGAGGGGCUUGGGAGCCACGCGGGGGACUUGGACCAGUUUCCCUGUGGGACAGGGGUGCACACUGACCAGAGGGCACUGGGGACCGUCCCUGCCGUCGGUGAAGCCAUGGCCUUUGAAAUCACCAACGCGUGCCGCGAACUUUUGUCUCAGGGACAGGAGCAGAUAUUUAUUCAGACUCCCAAUGGGCUUCUCUUGUCCCACCCAGGUUCCAUAGUGUCUGGGGAGGAGGGCAUUGUCAUACUGACCCAGGCGGAGGGGCCUGCCCUGCAGACGGUCCCCCCGGAUCGGCUGCCUCUAGGAACCGUGGAGGCAGAGCCCUUGCAGUGAAACGGGGUCAUGACCGCAGCCCUAGGUUUGUACGUAUUUUAUCCAAAAAAAGUCUAUUUCAAGUAAUGUAUAUUUUUCUAAUGUGAAUACCGACACAAAUGAACAUUUUAUUUAUAAAGAAUGUCUUUC